Messenger RNA from Entamoeba histolytica HM-1:IMSS, 1847 nucleotides. RefSeq lists its product as uncharacterized. NCBI's taxonomy places the organism in Eukaryota, Evosea, Mastigamoebida, Endamoebidae. The record is from RefSeq and is a predicted model, not a curated record. Gene Ontology annotation, molecular function: inositol phosphate phosphatase activity; acid phosphatase activity. The transcript has a single exon. Bases 463 to 1743 code for a protein of 426 amino acids.
CUUAGAACAUUGAAUAUAAACUUUAUAAAUACAGCUAUAAUAGUUGUCUUCUUAUUAGGUGGAGAUACAAUACUCUUGCAACCUAUCUCUUAUAGCUAAAAAGGUUUUAAAUAAAAGUUCCAAAGAAAAUAGUAGAUAAGAAAGUGAUGAAGGGAAAAAAGAAAAAAAGAAAAAAGUGUUGAAUAAGUCAACCACUUUUCAACCUCAACAACUAGCUUAAAUUCUUAUACGUUUGUUUUUCUAUAAAAAAUUUUAUUUUGUUAAUGAAAAGUCAAGGAAAAGAAAAAAUAUUUUUGUUUUUCGUUAAAAAUUAUUUAGACUUUACAAAAAGUUAAACUUAAAGCAACAAAUAAUUUUCUAAAAAAAGUUAUUUAAAAGUUAUUAAAUUAAAUCAAAUUGUUACUAUUAAAAAAAAAAGCAUAACGUUAUUAUUUAAACGAUGAAAAAUAGUUAAAUAGAUCCAUGCUGGCUGUUCUUCUAGUGAACAUGGCCCUUGGCUGUUGUGGCUAUAACGAAGAUAUAACCCAUUGUUUAAGUACUAGAACACCCUACUUACUCAAAGAUAUCAGAGACCCAACGCUGGACCAUUUCACUGUGGUUCAUGCAGAGUUAGUCCAGCGACAUGGCUCUCGAUAUCCAACAUCAAAUGACAUAAAUGCAAUGAAUAUGAUGGCUGAAACAUUUGCUGAAAAUUCUAAAAUUACAUGGAAAAACCCAUUUCCAAUGGAAAUGGAAGGAGAGUUAUGUGACAGAGGAAAACAAGAAUUAUUUAGUUUGGGAAAAUAUUAUAAGGGUGAAUUUAAAAAGUUAUUUUAUGGGAAAUCUUUACUUAAUAUUAACGUUACUGCUACCUUUAAAAAGAGGACUCAAGAUAGUGCUAUAAGUUGGUUAGAAGGGUUUUAUGAUGAUGAACCUGAAAAAAAACAAAUGGUUAUUGAUAACAAAAUAAAUAUUACUGUUGUUCCUAAAGACAAAGACACUCAGUUGUACUUUCAUAAAAAUUGUAGAAGAUAUGUUGAAUAUGAAAAAAGUAGUUCAACACAUAAACAGUCUAACCAAUAUGCUCAAAUGAAAUUAAAUGAAACGGCAAAUAGAUUUAUAAAAGCAAUUGGAAUGACUGAUAUUGAUGAAAGUACUAGUAAAAGUCUUACACAACUUGCUUUCACUGCUGGAGCACAUGAGUAUGUUGUAUUUAAUAAAAGUGAUGGACUAUUAAAGUAUUUUAAUAUUAGAGAUGCACAUAUAAUGGAGUAUAUCAAAGACUUAGAAACAUAUUAUACAAAAGGUAAUUCUAGUGAGUUAAAUUAUAAAAUUGCAAUCCCUCUUUUGGACUCUAUUAUUAAUGGAUUAAAAUUAGCUGUUGUAAAUGAUAAAAAUAUUCAAUUAACAAAACAGGAGAAUAAUAUUCUUGGUAAUUUUAGAUUUGCACAUGCAGAAACUGUUACUCCCUUAAUGACUUUAAUGGGAGUUAAUAUUGAUCAAUUUGCUUUAACUGUAAAAUUAAAUGAAGCAAAAAAGAAUCAGAGAAAAUGGAAUAUGUCUAAGGUUAGUCCAUAUAGUGUCCAUUUCAUGUUUGUUCUUCUAAAAUCAAAAAAAGGACAAUAUUAUGUAAGAACUUAUUUUAAUCAAGAAGCUAUAGUUUUACCUCCUUGUGGAUCAGAAAUUUGUUUAUUUGAGGAUUUUGUGAAGUACUAUGGAAAAAUUACAAAAGACUUUGAUUAUAAUACAUUUUGUUCAAAUUAAUAUUUAUAUUACCUACUUCGUUUUGGUAAUUUGUUUUAAGUAGAAUCAAAUUAAGUAUCAUAAUCGGUAACAAGAAAAUUCUUCUUAAAAGUAAAAUAAAUGAC